AACGUAAAAGAGGAGAAAGAUCAUGCUGAGGAUACCUCCCUUAAAGUAGUGAAGUAUGCCAGGACACCAGUCAUGUCUACAUACCUUGUUGCUUUUGUUGUUGGCGAGUUUGAUUUUGUAGAAGGAAGAGAUGCAAAUGGGGUAACAAUCAGAGUUUAUACUCCAAAGGGAAGAGAAGUUCGGGGACAGUUUGCUUUAGAGGUUGCUAAGAAGUGCCUGCCAUUUUACAAAGAAUAUUUUGGGAUUGGUUACCUUUUACCAAAGCUUGACCUCAUUGCUAUUCAAGACUUUGUCAUAGGGGCUAUGGAAAAUUGGGGUCUUGUCACCUACAGGGAAACCUGCCUUUUGAUAGAUCCAACUGAUUCUUCUUCAGCAGCUAAACAGUAUGUGGCUUUAGUUGUUGGUCAUGAACUUGCUCAUAUGUGGUUUGGAAAUUUGGUGACAGUGGAAUGGUGGACACACUUGUGGCUAAAAGAAGGGUUUGCAUCAUGGAUAGAAUAUCUCCUGGUAGAUCACUGCUUUCCUGAGUUUGAUGUGUGGACACAGUUUGUGAGCACUGAUUUUGCCAGUGCCUUGAAACUUGAUGCACUGAAUAACAGUCAUCCAAUUGAGGUUCCAGUGCAACAUCCAGGGGAGAUAGAUGAGAUUUUCGAUACAAUAUCCUACAACAAGGGUGCAUCAGUGAUCAGAAUGUUACAUCAGUAUGUGGGUGAUCAGGACUUUAGGAAAGGUCUAAAUCACUACCUGAAGACGUUUGAGUACAGUGCUGCCUCCACAGAGGACCUCUGGGCCAGUCUGUCUCACGCCAGUUCGAAGCCUGUUGCAGACGUUAUGGAAACAUGGACCAAACAAAUGGGAUAUCCUGUGUUGUCUGUUACAGCAGAAAAGAAAGGGGAAGAUGUGGUGGUCACCAUAACACAGAACAAAUUUUCGGCUGAUGGGACAACUGAAGAUUCUUCCCAAUGGAAAGUACCGAUCGCUGUUUGCACUAGUACCAGUCCCUUAGCCCCCGCAGUUGAAACGUUGUUAGAAAAUAAAACCUGUGAAAUAACAGUCAGUGGAGUUGGAAAAGAUCAGUGGAUUAAGUUAAAUCCAGGCCAAGUUGGUUUCUACCGAGUACAGUACUCGUCCGACAUGUUGGAGCUUCUCCUGCCGGCCAUAAAGGACAACAGUCUUCCACCAAGGGACAGAUUGGGUUUGCAGAGUGAUCUGUUUGCUCUGGCGCAAGCAGGUCUCACAUCCACAACAGAAUUCCUAAAAUUAGCUGAACAAUUUAGCAACGAAACAAACUAUACAGUGUGGAAUGACCUAACAACGAAUAUGAGCAGCUUGUCGAAGCUGUUGCAAAACACUGGGUUCUACUCUAGCUUCCAGGCCUUCUGUGUGAAGCUGUACGAAAACAUUGCCCAGAAAGUUGGAUGGGACCCUAAAGCUGGAGAAGGUCAUUUGGAUGCGUUGUUGAGGGGCCUGGUGCUGGGUUGUAUGGGACGCAGUGGUGAUCAAGCAACCCUCGCCGAGGCGCGCAAGAGAUUUGAAGCGCACUGCAAAGGUGAAUCCACCAUCCCGGCAGACUUGAGGUCAGCGGUUUAUAGCACAGUUCUUAAGCAUGGUGAUGAUAACACCUUAGAGUCUGUGAUGAAACUGUUUAAAGAAGCUGAUCUGCAUGAAGAGAAAGUCCGACUGAUGAGAUGUAUGGGAGCUGUAUCACAACCUGAUUUGAUCAAGAAAGUCCUGGAGUUCUCAAUGUCGAGUGAUGUUCGGUCACAGGAUACUGUUUACGUUAUCGCUGGUGUAACCGGCAGUUUAGCAGGGCGUGAACUCGCGUGGCGGUUUGUCGAAGACAAUUGGGACGAGCUGUACACCCGUUAUGCUGGAGGACUGUUAUUCUCUCGUCUCAUAAAGAUGACCACAGAUUCGUUUGCAACUGAAAAGAGCCUCAACGAAAUAAAGGAUUUCUUUUACAAGCACUCCGUACCAAACGCCCAGCGAACUGUUCAACAAUCACUGGAGAACAUACACCUGAAUAUCACAUGGUUAUCACGUGAUGCAGACCGUGUAAAAGCCUGGCUUCAAGGCAAGGGAUAUUAAAGGAGCUUGCUCAUGGCGCAUGAAUAAUUUACGAUCCGUAUAAUUUCUCUUCAUCACUGACCACCCUCAUAUUAUUUUCUUUCUUAUUACAUAUCGUUUGCUUUUUCCUGUAGUUAAUCUAAGAUUAUGUUUUGAUUGGAAAAAAAAUUUAGGUUGCAUUAACGUAGCAUGUUUGCAACGAGAUCAGUUCUUUAAUGAGGAAUAAAAGUUGUUAUCGUUGGCUGAACCAUAAUGUGUAACUAUUCGUUUGUAACAGUCCUAAGGAGGGCUCUAAGGAAUUGCAUCCAAGUUUGGUUGCAGAGUGUUUACAAUAUUCUAUCUGGUCAGUUAAGGAAUGAAGUGUUAUAUAGAUCUGUUCCACUGUUCAUUAAUUAACAAAAAUGCUUAGUGCUUAAAUGAAUCUAACAGUUUCACUCAAAAUUCUGAGCUGAUUUAGCUAAUACAAAUAGUUAUUUUCGUAGUUUUAACAUGUUCGUAAUACUAUGAAGUGAGUUCGCUUUAGACCAUUCUGCGCGUAUCUUCCCAGUCCUUUAUCGUCCCUAAUCCCUUGCUGGAUUUCCCAUUUGCUUCCGAUAAUGUUCGUGCGCACCCCAAAUCGACUGAUUUCCGGCCUUGUUCAUAUGUUAAUGACGACAGCCAUAAUUCGGAGGGUGAAACCGUAGAUAAUUUUUGGCAGCUUCCUUAUGACGUUGGAAGCCUUUGCAUCUUUUUGCAACUAGAGAAUGACCUACCAAAGUCGUAGAAUCGUAAAUUCCUAGAACCAGACCAAACAAUCUUGAAGUCUCAAUGGACAAUGUAGUCCUUGAGACAGAAAAGUUGAUCCUUAACUGAACUCGAGAGUGUCCUCAAUGGCCUCACUU
This is a messenger RNA of Pocillopora verrucosa, 2948 nucleotides long. Lineage: Eukaryota; Metazoa; Cnidaria; Anthozoa; Scleractinia; Pocilloporidae. The record is from RefSeq and is a predicted model, not a curated record.